Molecule: messenger RNA, 1639 nt
Organism: Passer domesticus (house sparrow)
Lineage: Eukaryota; Metazoa; Chordata; Aves; Passeriformes; Passeridae
Product: carboxypeptidase A1-like
Exons: 11
Coding region: 284-1639 (451 amino acids)
Biological process (GO): proteolysis
Molecular function (GO): zinc ion binding; metallocarboxypeptidase activity
Source: RefSeq, a predicted model, not a curated record
CAAGGAUUGCUGGGAAUAAAAACCAGGGAUUGCUGGGAUAAAACCCAAGGAUUGCUGGGAAUAAAACCCAAGGAUUGCUGGGAAUAACAACCAAGGAUUGCUGGGAAUAAAAACAGGGAUUGCUGGGAAUAACCAAGGAUUUUUGGGAAUAACAGCCAAGGAUUGAUGGGAAUAAAAACCAGGGAUUGCUGGGAGUAAUCAAGGAUUGCUGGGAAUAACAGCCAAGGAUUGCUGGGAGUAAACCAAGGAUUUUUGGGACUAACACACCGUGGGAAAGAACAAGAUGUGGCUGGAGGGAGGGCAGCACUUUUCCAGGAUGAACAUCCUGGUUGCAGCUCCUGCAGAUAAGAACAGCACAGUCCAGUGCAGGAAUGAGGCUGAGAAGGGGGCACGGAAUACAGGAGGGGGUCAGGACAACCCAAAACUCCCAAAGCUUCCAGAAAGGGACCAGGUCCUGCGUGUCACUGCCAGCAACGAGGAGCACAUGGCCCUGCUCGGAGUGCUGGGCGAGCAGGAGGAGCUGCAGGUGGAUUUUUGGCGUCACCCCAACAGCCUUGGCCACCCCGUGGACCUGCGGGUGCCCUUCCCCAGCCUCCAAGGAGUCAAAAAUUUCCUGGAUUCCCAUAAUUUUUCCUACAGCAUCAUGAUCGAGGACGUGCAGGAAUUAUUGGAUGAAGAAAAGGAAAGCAUGAGGAGGUCUAGGAGGGUAAAGAGAAGCUCCAGGAUGUUGGAUUUCGCCUCCUACCACACGAUAGAUGAGAUCUAUGGGUGGAUGGAUGUCCUGGUGGAGGAUCAUCCCAGCCUUGUCAGCAAGAUCCAGAUCGGGCAGAGCUACGAGCACCGGCCCCUCUACGUGCUCAAGUUCAGCACCGGGGGGUCGAAGCGCGCGGCCAUCUGGCUGGACACCGGCAUCCACGCGCGGGAAUGGAUCACCCAAGCCACCGGGCUCUGGAUGGCCAACAAGAUUGCCAAGGAAUACGGGCAGGACCCGUCUGUCACGGCCAUCCUGGACAGCAUGGACAUCUUCCUGGAGAUUGUCACCAACCCCGACGGCUUUGCCUUCACCCACAGCUCUAACCGCCUGUGGCGCAAGACCAGGUCCAUCAACGCCGGGUCCCGCUGCGUCGGAGUGGAUCCCAACCGAAACUGGGAUGCUGGGUUUGGAGGUGCUGGCUCCAGCAGCAACCCCUGCUCCGAGACCUAUCACGGCCCUCACGCCCACUCUGAGAAGGAAGUGAGAGCCAUCGUGGAUUUCAUCCGCGCCCACGGGAACGUCAAAUCCGUCAUCUCCAUCCACAGCUACUCCCAGAUGCUGCUCUUCCCCUACGGAUACAGGAGGGCGCCCACGCCCGACCACCAGGAAAUGAAUGAACUGGCCAAGAAGGCCGUGAGCGACUUGGCCGCCGUGUUCGGGACGAAAUACACCUACGGCAGCAUUGCCAACACCAUCUACAUGGCAGGAGGCACCACCAUCGACUGGGCCUACGACAACGGGGUGAAAUAUUCCUUCACCUUGGAGCUGAGGGACUCGGGGCGCUACGGAUUCCUGCUGCCCAGCUCCCAGAUCGUCCCCACCGCCACCGAGACGUGGCCGGCGCUCCUGGACAUCAUGGUGCACGUCCUGGAGCAUCCCUACUGA